Anopheles aquasalis is the source of this 870-nucleotide messenger RNA. RefSeq names its product NADH-cytochrome b5 reductase-like. Lineage: Eukaryota; Metazoa; Arthropoda; Insecta; Diptera; Culicidae. Gene Ontology annotation, molecular function: oxidoreductase activity. The record is from RefSeq and is a predicted model, not a curated record.
AUGAGCAGCGAAGAGGAGCAGCUACCGGAAUGCUGCGGAUCGGGAUGUACAAACUGUGUGCUAGACCUGAAACCUGAUCGACACCAUGCACCGGUUGGCACCAGCAAUGUGUUUGAUCGUACGUACCAACGGUUCAUCUGCUGCAGCAUCAUCCAAGAGACAGAGCAGGUGUUCCGAUUCCGGUUUCAGCUCCACCAGGAACGUGCCCCUGACCAAACACUGCAUGUACCGCCCGGAUGCCACCUGCUUUUGCGUGCACCCCGGCACAGGAGCAAGGAUGUGCCGGAUGAAAAGCUAAAAUCCUGGCGCGAAAGCCAUCCUGCAUCUUGCCGUCCGAUGCUUACUGUUCGCAUCAAAAAGUACGAUACGCAGGAAGACGAUCUGUACCUCAGUAGGCCGUACACACCGGUGGCCCAUCGACGGGAAGUUUGCAGCUUCGAGGUGCUGGUAAAAAUGGAACCGGAUGGUGCGAUGACCGAUUACCUUUUGUCGCUCGGUGUCGGUAGUGUGACGGAAUGGAAGGGAGUAUACGGAGAGUUCUCGUGGCAGCGUAACCGGUAUCGUAAUCUGGUGGCCUUCGCUCAAGGGGUUGGCAUGGCACCCAUCUACUCCACGUUCCGAGCGAUUCUGGAUGACGAGGAGGAUGAAACACGACUCACGUUAGUGGCCUGUUUCCGCGAUCUGCAGAGUGUGCUGUUGCGAGAUCAGUUGCGCGAGAUGGCCGGCUAUUGGAACUUUCGAUAUUCUAUCUACACCUCCAGGCAAAGCAGCGAUAGCACCUUCCGUUCGGAUACGAUCAAGUACAAGGAACCAAUUUACGAACAACGGUUGGAUGGAAAGGAUGUUGAACGUUCCUCAAAGAAUGUCUAG